AUGGAGAACGAAAAAUCCACCAAACCCAAUGAAGACUACAAAAACCUCGUGGACUGCUACUACUUGUUGCUAAAAAAGUUCAAGAAGAAGAGCUCUUACGUGAUAGACGAAUUCCUGAUAAAGGAGAAUAAAGAAAGUAAUGGGACCUUAACCAUUUACGAGGAUGUUGACUCGGAUGCUUUUUCCUUCUUAAUUUUGUCAAUGAUUGAUUCCAGUUACGACCGCAUUAACCGAAUCAACGUCCUGAAUGUCCAAAACGGAAAUGACAUAAUAAAGGCAAUUUGUUUUUACAUGGACAACAUAAAAAUCAGCGAACUUUUAAAAAAAAACACCAAAAAUGUGAGGAAGAAGAGCAUAAACGUAGAUAAAAAGAGUAAACUUAAUUUAAAAAAAAAAGGUGUUGGAAGAGAAAAAGAGCGGGAAGAAGAACCACCCAACGAAAUGGUUAACAAAAAUAUGUGUAAUGUUAAAUCGUUCAGCCUGUUCAAUAGUAACAUAGAUAUAAACGGAAUUGUGCUUCUUUCCAAAUCGUUGUACGAUAAUGGUUAUGCAAAGCUAGAAAAUCUAUCCAUAGAUUGCAUUAACUUAAAAUGCCACUGCCUCAAGUACCUGUCCCUGUCUCUUUGCAACUAUAACAGUUUAAAAACGCUCAGCUUUCAAUACUGCAACAUGGGCAACGACUGCAUCAAAUAUAUCAUAGACAUAGUCAUAUACUUGAACUCUUCUCUAACUACUUUGAAUUUAAGUGGGAAUAAGUUUAACGCACAAGGGAUGAACGCCCUUUUCGAAAGCUUUUUGCUAAACAACUCCCUAGGCACCAUAGACGUUUCUUACAACAUGUUCGAUUUAGAUGACUCCUUUGUGGAAACGUUUUGCAAAAUUAUAGUCAGCCGAACGAACAUCUGGAGCAUUUCUCUAAUUGGGAACUUCGUCGAAAAUAACAAUUUGGCCAAAAUAAAUGACGCUAUGACUUUUAAUAAGUCGAUUUCCAUUUUCAAGCUACCUCACGAGUAA
Molecule: messenger RNA, 1014 nt
Organism: Plasmodium inui San Antonio 1
Lineage: Eukaryota; Apicomplexa; Aconoidasida; Haemosporida; Plasmodiidae
Exons: 8
Coding region: 1-1014 (337 amino acids)
Source: RefSeq, a predicted model, not a curated record